ACCCUACACGAGAACCACUCUGCGCACUCGGUCGUCGCAAAGCACCACGCCGCCGACAUGGCGGAGAAGGGUCGCGCCGCGAGCCCGUACGACGGCGAGGGCACAGAGGCGUCGCCCAAGAUUGUCAAGUGGCUCGAUGGCGAGGUCGAGAACCCGCAGAACUGGGCGCCGACCAAGAAGUGGCUCAUCACCGCCAACUCGGCCAUCUCGACACUCUGCAUCGCGUUCGGCUCGUCCGUCUACUCGGGCGGCCUCGGCCAGCUCCUCGCCUACUUCCAGGUCAAGCUCGUCGUCAUCACCUUGGGCCUCUCCCUCUUCGUCCUUGGAUUCGCCCUCGGCCCGCUUCUCUGGGCCCCGUUCAGCGAGCAAUGGGGACGCAAGCCCGUGUUCGUCGUCACCUACCUGCUUUUCGCCAUUUUCAACAUCCCGUGCGCGCUCGCCAAGAACAUCGAGACGCUCCUCGUCUGCCGGUUCCUCGCCGGGUUCUGGGGCUCGGCGCCCCUCGUCAUCUCGGGCGGCGUCGUCAGCGACAUGUUCUCGCCGGCCGACCGCGCGUUGGCCAUGUCGCUCUUUGCCCUCGCGCCGUUCGCCGGCCCCGUGCUCGGACCCAUCGUCGGCGGCUUCAUCGGCGAGAACGUCAGCUGGCGCUGGGAGUUCUGGGUCUUGACCAUCUUUUCGUUCGUCAUGUGGGGCCUUGGCCUCCUCAGCCCCGAGACCUACGCGCCGGUCCUCCUCCGCAAGCGCGCCGCCGACCUCACCAAGGAGACGGGCCUCGUCCACCGCUCGAUGUACGACCUGCACCCGAUGUUCUCGGCGCCGUUGGCGACCAAGAUGAAGGCCGCCCUCCUCCGCCCGUUCGUCCUUCUCUUCAAGGAGGCCAUCGUCCUCGCCUUCUCGGUCUACGCCGCGUUCAUCUACGGCAUUCUGUACCUCUUCUUCGGCGCGUACAGCAUCGUCUACCAGCAGGAGCGUGGCUGGAGCCCCGGCAUCGGCGGCCUGCCGUUCAUCGCCGUCGGCGUGGGCAUGGUCCUCGCCGUGGCGGCCAACGUGUUCGACAACAAGCGCUACGUGCGCAACCUGAUCGCCAACGGCGGCACCCUCCCUCCCGAGGCGCGCCUUCCCCUGUGCUGCGUCGGCGGCGCCGUCCUCCCGGUCGGCCUCUUCUGGUUCGCGUGGACGACCCUCCCGAGCGUUCACUGGAUCGCCUCGGUCCUCGCCGGCGUCCCGUUCGGCUUCGGCAUGGUCUCGGUCUUCCUCGCCAUGAUGAGCUACCUCAUCGACUCGUACACCCUCCUCGCGGCGUCGGUCCUCGCCGCCAACGCGGUCCUGCGCUCCCUUUUCGGCUUUGCCUUCCCUCUCUUCACGAGGGACAUGUUUGACGGCAUGGGCACGCAGUGGGCGCUCACGCUCAUCGCCUUCAUCAGCCUCGCGCUCGCGCCCAUCCCCUUCGUCUUCUUCUACUACGGCGCCCACAUCCGCCGCAACUCGACGUUCGCGCCGGGUCACAAGCCGGCUGCGCCCGCCGCCACCGCCGCCGCCGAGUCGACCGGCGGCCUGUCGCGCGAGUUGACAAGGCAGGAGGUCGAGGCGGCCGAGGUCGCGUCGCUCGACCUGCGCCAGGUCGAGUCUCGCGUCGAGCAGCGCGAGAAGCUCGCUCGCGAGGGCCUCCUCGACGAGGCCAAGGCGGCCGAGGUCGACCGCCGCGGCGAGUGAGCGUUCCACGAGCUUGCGAAGGUCGUUCGGCCCUCCCUCUCUCUCCUCUCUUCAUCCCCCUUCCGCAUCUCGCAUCCUUAUAGAACAUACCCUUUAGCUACUACUCGAGCUGUCUAGACACCCUGCAUUACGCACCCGCACCAUCAGUUCUU
Molecule: messenger RNA, 1865 nt
Organism: Rhodotorula graminis WP1
Lineage: Eukaryota; Fungi; Basidiomycota; Microbotryomycetes; Sporidiobolales; Sporidiobolaceae
Exons: 7
Coding region: 58-1713 (551 amino acids)
Biological process (GO): transmembrane transport
Molecular function (GO): transmembrane transporter activity
Source: RefSeq, a predicted model, not a curated record